Molecule: messenger RNA, 1586 nt
Organism: Phragmites australis (common reed)
Lineage: Eukaryota; Viridiplantae; Streptophyta; Magnoliopsida; Poales; Poaceae
Exons: 11
Coding region: 410-1375 (321 amino acids)
Source: RefSeq, a predicted model, not a curated record
CCUCAAAAGAACAGAAAAAUACAGUGCUCCGCAGAUCGCCGCGCCGCCGAGCAGGUGGGGGGAUCUCUCACGCUCUGUUUCACCCCUUCGCCACCCUGCGGAAGAAGAGACAAGGGUUGGUUACUGGAAUCAGAUCUCAAUCAUCCGGCGCGGCAAUUCGCGUGGUGAUGCUCAAGAGCUAAAUUUGCCACCUUUGAAGCCAAUUAGGUUGUGAUUGUUGCUCGGACAAAUAGCGGCGAGUUAGUCGAAAUUGCUUCCAUCGUUCUGAUGAAUUGGGCGUAAAUUCGAUGCCAUUGGGUCUUCUCGACUUUGUGCAAUACUUCGAGUCAAACUUUCCUGGUCCCUCAUUGUUUCACUAUAUUUUGCAAACUUUUUUAGCAGGCAGGCAUGAUUCAUACAGCCAGCUAGUAUGGCCUCAAAAUCUAUAAAAAGAAGGUCUUGCAGUGCUGACACUGAUAAAACAAGUGAAAAACAUAUGGAAGCAACAAUACCAGAUUCCAUAACAGAACCUCUUCUAGGAAAUACUCCUCAUGAAGAUAAAUCUAAGAGAUAUGAACCUGCUACAAGGUCAGAUUUCUGGGAUGGGACAAGACGGGAGUGCCUUCAUUGGGUGCAUCUUUUAUCAACUGUUAUUGCUCAGUCUGCAAGAAAGAUAGUAAAUGUUAUUUCUGAAUUUGGAUCUUUGCUAGCAAGACUCUUUGGUUGCUCUUCUGCUCCCCAAAGUUCACGAAAUGGACAGACAGUUCCAGUUAAUCUCAGUCCAUUACAGGAAGAAAGAUUAAGAUUGUUGAGACAAAGGUUAGAUGUGCCAUAUGACUGCUCCUCUAUCAAGCAUCAGGAUGCUCUGAAAGAACUUUGGAGGUUGGCUUAUCCUAACCGACAACUUCCUCCUCUAAAAUCAGAUCUGUGGAAGGAGAUGGGUUGGCAGAACUCCGAUCCAGCAACAGAUUUUAGGGCAGGUGGGUUCGUGUCCUUGGAGAAUCUGAUAUACUUUGCCAGAAAUUACGCAGAUUCCUUCCAUAGGCUACUGCACAAGGCGGAUGGCAAUAGAGCUGAAUGGGAAUAUCCUUUUGCGGUAGCUGGUGUAAACAUAUCUUAUAUGUUAGUGCAAAUGUUGGAUCUACAAUCAGGAAAUAUGAGUACAAAAGCUGGCGUACGCUUUAUUCAACUACUUGAAGAUGAUGAUACCGCUUUCGAUAACCUUUUCUGUGUAGCAUUUCAGAUGCUUGAUUCUCAGUGGCUGGCAAGACGAGCUAGUUAUAUGGAAUUCAAUGAGGUUCUAAAGUCUACACGAGUUCAGUUAGAGCAAGAGCUUACACUCAGAGGCAUUUCUAGUGUUCAAAACAUGCCAUCAUUCAGAAUGUUAAAAAGGUAGCCCAUGCUUGUUCCUCAAAGCAAAGGGAUACUGUUACCUGUUGAUAGGUUGUUUAAAUAUGCUGUUCAUUCUUUUAUUGGAUGUUCAAGAUGUGAUACUGUGGAUAUUGGUCAUAAUAAGUCCCCGUUCAUAUAUGAUACCUUGAAAAAAGUACUUGUCUACAACUUUUGACAUUAUCUUUUAUUUCUUUGGGUAACGGGUGACAAAUUAU